This is a messenger RNA of Callithrix jacchus (white-tufted-ear marmoset), 1439 nucleotides long. The record is from RefSeq and is a predicted model, not a curated record. Lineage: Eukaryota; Metazoa; Chordata; Mammalia; Primates; Cebidae.
GGGACACCUGCUGUCUGGCCAGCCCAGAGGGGCCAUUUGCCUUUUUACAUGGGUUUGUUUGAUUAGUCUAAAAAAGGCCGGCUUGGAACAAGACAAAGCAUGCCAAGCAGGGAAGAGGCAUGUGUCUCCUCUUCAGUGACCACAGGGAUGGGGUAGGGCCCCACAGCCAAGCAGGGAAGAGGUGUGUCCUCUGCAGUGACCAUGGGGAUGAGGCAGGGCCACACGCUGAUGCUUCCCCUGCCUUUGCGCCUUGGCUCUGGUGCCUUCUCUUCAGAGGCACCUAUUCAGGGUCUCUUAUGCCUGGAACUGCUGUGCCCUGUGUCCCCCCCAACCCCAGCAGCACUGAUCUCCUAAUGUCAUCUGGUUUGCCGGGCUGCUGGCUCAUGGCCAGUCUUCCUCCAGCAGCAGGCACUGUGCACCUUGCUGCCUGCUGUAUCCCCAGCAGCUGGCACUGGGCAGGUGCUCACUGUGCCAUUGCUGGAGGAGUUUUUGUCAAAUAUACCCAAAGAUAAAGGUUCCCCACUUCCUGGCUUUAGUCACAGAGCAACAUAUGAGGGUCGUGGAUAGAUAUUAACUCCACAUGCUCCACCUCCCCUCUUACCAGCUGCAUAAUACUCCACAGCAGGCAGAUGCCUUCCCACUCUGGGCCAGUCCAGCCUGAUGGGCAUCGGCAGGUAUCCAGAGCAUUUCCUCCAUCCUUGCCUGAAGUCUCUGGAGACCGCCUUUGGGGGUCGGGAGAACUUGUCCCCUGCGAAGAGGGCCUGGGGUUGGUGUCUGGAAACUCCGAGGCUGCACUUGCCGGCGGUCUCUUAAGGCCACAGUGUCCCAGUGAUUUCUGCCCCGCAUCCCCCGGAGCCCCAGGACUUGUCCAAGGUCAGGGCACCGCGGUGCCCCCGGGCUGGGCCGCAGCCAGACUACACCUCCCGCGUGCCUUCGCUUUGCACCAAGAUCGCCCAGGAAAUGCCUGCGGGCACCUUGAGGAAGGUCAGCGGCUCCAGGCCAGCUCGAACGUGGGGUGCGGUCAGUACCUGCUGCAAAAGCCCUUAACGCUUCCGCCUGGCCCCUCACCGCCGCCGCCGCCGCGGGGGCUGGCUGGACGAGGCGGGCAGGCGCGAGGAUGCGGACGAAUCCGAGCGUCCUCGAGUGCCCGGAGAUUCUCCGGCCUCAGUUUCCCGGUCGGAGGCAGGGCGCGCGAGGGGAUACAAAUAGCUAAGGACCUGAGGUUUCGGUUUCGAGGUCUUGGGCCGGCGCUGGGCAGGCUGCGCGGGGUCCCGGCGAAGGGACGGCUCGGGUGGGCGGCCGGGGGGUGUUGGGGGCUGCGGGCGGCGGACAAAGCGGCGGCACCACCCCGCGGCGCGGGCCAAUGGAAUGAAUGGGCUAUAAAUAGCCGCCAAUGGGCGGCCCGCGUUGCACCCCUUAAGAGCCUCGGGAGAGCGUAG